Molecule: messenger RNA, 1859 nt
Organism: Cryptomeria japonica (Japanese cedar)
Lineage: Eukaryota; Viridiplantae; Streptophyta; Pinopsida; Cupressales; Cupressaceae
Exons: 2
Coding region: 71-1357 (428 amino acids)
Source: RefSeq, a predicted model, not a curated record
GCUCCUAAUUCAAUACCCACAAAAGACAUGCAUACAACGCUAGAGCUAGGAAAAAUUGAUUUAGGGUUUUAUGGAGCUUCUCGAGGAUGCCAAAAAUCACGCUGAUUGCGGUCACAGGAUCGAAUCCCUUAAGCGUUUGAAGGACAUUUUCCUGCAAAAUGACAGCGAUCCGGCACUGCUAAACCAGUUUCUGUCCAACUUGACGGAUCUGCAGACGGCGCCGUUCAUCCCGGUGAGAAAAUACCUUGCGGUAAUGAUACAGCAAAUCGGAUCAAAAGACUUGGAAACUUUGUCUCAGAUUUUUCCUGCUUUAUUGCCGUUAUUAAACGAUGAGGCGCCGACUGUUGUUCGUCAGUGCAUCAGUAGCGGAACAGUUCUGUUUCGGAGGGCUUUAGACUUAAAAAAUGUUGAAGCGGACAAAUGGCUGAAGAAUUUAUGGCCUUGGAUGGUGAAAUUCAAGGACGCAGUUUACGGCUUCGCCUUCUGGCAGGGUAUUUCAGGCGGAGUUAAACUCGCAGCGAUGAAGUUCGUCGAAAUAGUAGUUCUAGAUUUCACGCAGGAUUCCGGCAAUAAUUUGAGCGUUUUAGGGCCAGCGGGAGGUCACAUGGAAGAGGGCGGCAAGAACCUAGGGCUUAUGCUGGAGCAAUUUGAUGUGCCUUCUUCACCUUCUUCUCUGAUAAUCGUCCUCAUCAACUGUGUUGCAGAGAUCGCAGCGGAAAGGCCAGGGUUUUGCUGUCGUAUUUUGACGGCUUUGCUGGGGUUAGACCCUGCACGCUACGGUCACAUGGCUAGCGUUCGGCACGCGCUAAAGACUGCGUUGCUUGAGCUUUUGAGGUGCGCUCACUGGGGGGCACUGCCCUGGCGUGACCGCCUGCUAGAGUUUCUGCACGCAUUAAAUGCCGGGGAAGCUGCGACUCAAGCGCUUCGCAGAGCUGACCGCGCGCUUAAAAAACUGAAAGCGGAGCGGGCAAAUCGUCCUAGGGAUCUACGUGGCAUUGACAGUGAUGGCGUGGAUGGAGUGCUGCCAGGUCUGCAGAAUUUAAAGGUCCAGCAGCAGCCCGGAUGCCAGCUGGACGAAUUGUCUUCUAACGUGGACCAGAUUAAGGGUUCGUCCGAUGGAAUAUCAGCACACGUGGACAGGACAAAGAGUUCUUACGAGGGUGAUGGAGUAGCGUUGUUACAGGUGGACAGAGAAAUUUGUUGUCCAGUUCAGCAAGCGAUUGGCGGGAUAGCUGCCCUGCUGGCACAAGGACAUAAAAGCGGGGAGUCAAUAGAGAGAUUGGUGCGGAAGAUGGAUCCGGGUUUGCUUGCUGACGUGGUCAUAUCUAACAUGCAAAAUCUGCCUUGUAUACGUUGAUAAUAACUAAUCUCCGACGGCACCGUUUAGGUAAUAAAUGAUGCUGUGGUGGAUAUUCUCCUAUCACACCUGAUGAAGGGAAGGAUAUGUAAGAGAUAAUUGAAGAUCAAACUGUAGAAGAGCUGAGCAAGCGUAAGGGAUGACAUUAGCGGAGCAGUCAAGCGACACUACCAAUGUCUAACUUCAGUGGGCAUUGAAUUUGCAAAUACCGCCAUGACAUGCAAUGAUUGUGGUUUGGUUUAGAUCCACAUUUCCUGCAUCAUAGCUCUAGUUAUCUCUUCUAUAGGUCAAUCAUUCGCCUCUUCUUCUGGGCGUGAUUUGUGUUGUCUAUUAUAGUUAAUUUCUUUUUAAUAAGAAACUCUUCUUCUUCUCAGGGUUAGCUAGCCAGAAGAAAGAAGAAUUGGACAGAGGAUUUUUGAUAAUCAUUCUUGACUUUCUUUUUCAUAUUAAAACUAUGUAAUCACUUUCAGAAAGCAAUGAAUAAAGUUAUGUUAUUUUGAUA